AUGACUGGGAAGGCUCUACCCGUGUUUUUGCAAGGGCUGAUCAUCAUCUUGGUUGCAGUCCCGUCAUUUGAACAGGUCACGAGCAGCACCACGGUAUUCCCGACCACAGUUCAUCCAACGACAAAAAAGGGGGACUGGCAGACCACUCGAAAUCCAACAACAGAAGCAUGGGCGUGGAAGACCACACUUAACCCAAAGGCAGACCGUACGACUUCCCAUACCACUCGAAAUCCAACAACAGAAGCGUGGACGUGGAAGACCACACUUAACCCAAAGGCAGACCGUACGACUUCCCAUACCACAGGAAAUCCAACGACAGUAGCAUGGACGUGGAAGACCACACGUAAACCAAAGGCAGACAGCACGACUUCCCAUACAACACGUAAACCAAAGGCAGACCGUACGACUUCCUAUACCACAAGAAAUCCAACUACAGAAGCGUGGAUCUGGAAGUUACGUACCACAGAUGGGACGACAGUACCGGACGAUGAAUAG
Molecule: messenger RNA, 495 nt
Organism: Branchiostoma belcheri (Belcher's lancelet)
Lineage: Eukaryota; Metazoa; Chordata; Leptocardii; Amphioxiformes; Branchiostomatidae
Product: salivary glue protein Sgs-3-like
Exons: 13
Coding region: 1-495 (164 amino acids)
Source: RefSeq, a predicted model, not a curated record